This is a messenger RNA of Aspergillus niger, 399 nucleotides long. RefSeq lists its product as hypothetical. NCBI's taxonomy places the organism in Eukaryota, Fungi, Ascomycota, Eurotiomycetes, Eurotiales, Aspergillaceae. The transcript has 2 exons. The annotation marks the transcript as partial. The record is from RefSeq and is a predicted model, not a curated record.
GAUCUAUCACGAUACCCCAUGAGUUACAUGUCUGAUGACACGGAUUUGUACCAGUAUUGCAUGCGCAGCAGAGAGUACCGCGUUUAUGACUUUUUCAUUUAUGGGCCAUUAGAGGUGGUUGCUAAUUCUUUGUUGCUUGCUAUACACAUGAUAGAAGGCGAGUCCAAAACAUGUGAUCCAGUGAAACACCAUGUCAUUGCACUUGCCACCAACAAUAACAGGCAGUAUACUACCCACUCGAGCGUGGCAUUCAAGUGUAUCAGAAAAAGGACUGCAUUGAGAUAUAGUCCAUCUCAUCAUACAGUGAUUGGGCAUUUACCAGCCAGUGUGGAUAGAAUACUAGUAGUAUCUAGUAAAGACCGCCUACUGAGAUGUGGGAGGGACAUUUCCUCCUCCUAG